Molecule: messenger RNA, 377 nt
Organism: Formica exsecta
Lineage: Eukaryota; Metazoa; Arthropoda; Insecta; Hymenoptera; Formicidae
Gene: SmF
Product: small nuclear ribonucleoprotein F
Exons: 1
Coding region: 9-275 (88 amino acids)
Biological process (GO): spliceosomal snRNP assembly; mRNA splicing, via spliceosome
Cellular component (GO): catalytic step 2 spliceosome; U1 snRNP
Molecular function (GO): RNA binding
Source: RefSeq, a predicted model, not a curated record
AAUCUACCAUGGCUGCGACAAUGCCAAUAAAUCCCAAACCAUUCCUCAAUGGUUUGACUGGGAAACCAGUCAUGGUGAAAUUAAAAUGGGGCCAUGAAUACAAAGGUUAUCUAGUCUCUGUGGAUGGUUAUAUGAAUUUACAGCUGGCUAAUACCGAGGAACACAUUGAUGGCAACUGCACGGGGAACCUCGGAGAAAUUUUAAUUAGAUGUAACAAUGUCAUGUAUAUAAGAGGGGUAGAGGAAUCGGAUGAAGAGGGUGAAAUGAAAGAUUAAUAAAAUAUAUUAAGCUUAAUACUAAAUUUAGUAUUAUAUUUUAACCUUGUAUUAUUAAGUAUUAACAUAAUUGGACUAAUAAAAUUACUUUUGUUAAAUCAA